UAAGUGUGGGCCCAGGUGUACAUCCCUGUCCUCACUUGGACGUACUGUGCACAGCAGAGCUCCUCCAGCAGCCACAGCCAGGUCAUAAUCACUGCUCAUCUCUUCAGCCCUUCAUCUGCAGACGUUUUGUUCUACAUCGGGGCUGUUUCUGUUCAGAUAAAAUGGAUCUUUCAGAUGCUCUUAGUGAUGAGUCUGGCACUGGUCAGCAGCUGAACAUGCAGCAGUCAGGAGGAUCAGCCUGGCCCGGUCAACCCAACCAGCCAGCCUGGCCCGGUCAACCCAACCAACCAGCCUGGCCCGGUCAACCCACCCAGCCAGCCUGGCCCGGUCAACCCAACCAGCCAGCCUGGCCUGGUCAGCCAGCUGGACCUGGUCAGAACAACCCCGCACCAUACUCUGGCCCACCCCUGACAGUACCAUAUGACCUGACCCUACCAAAAGGAUGCUAUGACAAAAUGUUGAUCACCAUCGAUGGACAGUUCAAACCUAAUGCCAAAAUGAUGACAGUCAACCUUUGCCGGGGAAACGACAUCGCCAUGCACUUCAAUCCUCGCUUCAAUGAUAAUGGAAAGCCAUCAGUUGUGCGCAACAGCUUGGUGCGAGACAGGUGGGGCAAAGAAGAGAGGGAUAUGAAAAACUUUCCCUUUGUCCAAGGAGACAACUUUCUGCUGAAGAUCCUGUGCACCUCUACUGACUUCAAGGUUGCAGUGAAUGAGAAGCACUUCCUGGAGUUCUGCCAUCGAAUCCAGGACCUCAACACAAUUACCCAGCUUGGCAUCUAUAAUGACGUCACCCUCAGAUCUGUCACUGUGGAAACUCUCCUUUAAUUCCAUUUUAUAUCUCAACUUGCUUAUAGCACUUACUGUGUUGAAAAAUUGCAAAUGCAAAAAA
Scleropages formosus (Asian bonytongue) is the source of this 891-nucleotide messenger RNA. It is a transcript of the gene lgals3b, whose product is annotated as lectin, galactoside binding soluble 3b. Lineage: Eukaryota; Metazoa; Chordata; Actinopteri; Osteoglossiformes; Osteoglossidae. The record is from RefSeq and is a predicted model, not a curated record. The transcript is spliced from 6 exons. The coding region runs from base 162 to 827 and encodes 221 amino acids. Gene Ontology annotation, molecular function: laminin binding; disaccharide binding; IgE binding. Gene Ontology annotation, biological process: macrophage chemotaxis; eosinophil chemotaxis; positive chemotaxis. Gene Ontology annotation, cellular component: cytoplasm; immunological synapse; nucleus.